Messenger RNA from Exserohilum turcica Et28A, 1712 nucleotides. RefSeq lists its product as uncharacterized. Gene Ontology annotation, cellular component: proteasome complex; proteasome regulatory particle, lid subcomplex. Bases 55 to 1572 code for a protein of 505 amino acids. The record is from RefSeq and is a predicted model, not a curated record. Gene Ontology annotation, molecular function: enzyme regulator activity. Gene Ontology annotation, biological process: regulation of protein catabolic process; ubiquitin-dependent protein catabolic process. The transcript has 3 exons. Lineage: Eukaryota; Fungi; Ascomycota; Dothideomycetes; Pleosporales; Pleosporaceae.
AGACACUCCCCCCGCACCUUCCAUCCAUCCGCACAACCCUCAAGAGCGACCAUCAUGGCGGACAGCAUGGAAGGCGUCGUCACGGCGGGCGAGGCGCCCAAAAGCGAGAACGUCGAGCAGAAGACGAUUGCUGAUAUCCGCAGCAACUUUGUCCUCUUGGAGCGCGCCGUGGCCCAGUUCGAUACCCGCUUCACGCUGCGCGCGCUCCGCUCGAUAUCGUCUCUCCGCAAGAGGCUCACCGACCGCGUCCUGUGCUCCGUCGUCAUCUUGACAUACUCGCCCAACAACGCCACGGCCCGAACUUUCAUCGAGUACAUCGGCAUGGAUGGCGAGGCGAUACAGAGCGUCGUGUCCCAGUACAAGGAGGAGGUGCAGCUCAACAAGAACAGCACCAAGGAGCCAUUGCCCGAGGUGGACGUCUACAUAGCCAUUUUGAUACAGGUCUAUCUGUACGACCAAAAGGAAUUUGAAGAGGGCGCCGAGUUCUCUGAGAAGCUGGUGGACAAGAUCCGAGAGCUGAACAGGCGGACACUGGACUCGCUGGCGGCCAAAGCCUACUUUUACUUUUCCCUCUUCCACGAGGAGAUGGACCCCAAGCCCCCGUCGAAGCAGUCGCCCGUCAUCAGCAUCCGCGGCAAGCUCCUCGCUGCCCUCCGAAGCGCGGUGCUCAGAAAAGACCCAGACACGCAGGCGUCUGUCACGACGCUGUUGCUCCGAAACUACCUCUCGACCGCCGACAUCACACAAGCCGAUCUGCUCGUGGCACAGACACAAUUCCCGCCCAAUGCCCCCAACAACCAGGUUGCGAGGUACUUGUACUACCUUGGUCGCAUAAGGGCUAUCCAGCUGUCCUACACCGAGGCGCACGAGCACCUGACGAGCGCUACCCGCAAGUCGCCAUCUGCGCACUGCGCGACUGGCUUCUACCAGGCCUCGAUGAAGCUGCUCUGCGUUGUGGAGCUGCUGAUGGGUGACAUUCCCGAGCGCGACGUCUUCAGCCAGCCCCGCUUGGAGCGGGCCAUGGAGCCCUACUUCCGCCUGGUCCAGGCUGUGCGUGUGGGCGACUUGCAAGGCUUCCUGAAGGUAGUGCAGCAGUCAUCGUCCGUCUUCCACCGCGACGGCACCUACACACUGAUCCUUCGCCUGCGACAAAACGUCAUCAAGACGGGCAUCCGCAUGCUGUCGCUCUCGUACUCGCGCAUCUCGCUCCGUGACAUCUGCAUCCGUCUCGGACUCGAGAGCGAGGAGUCGGCCGAGUAUAUUGUCGCAAAGGCGAUCCGCGACGGUGUGAUUGAGGCGUCGAUUGACCACGAGAAGGGUUUCAUGCAGACCAAGGUAGCCGGAGACAUUUAUGCAACCCGGGAGCCUGGCGAGGCGUUCCACGAGCGCAUUCGGGCGUGCCUGACUCUGCACGACGAGUGUGUCAAGGCAAUGCGGUACCCAAUGAACCAACAUCGCCUGGAACUCAAGAACGCCCAGGAGGCGCGAGAGAGAGAACGCGAGUUGGCCAAGGAGAUUCAGGAUGGCGAUAUUGACGAGGACGAUGCGGCUGGCGACUUUGAGGGCUUGUAAGGCAGCGUUGCAGUCCAGGUCUGGCAGUGGGGCGUGUAAGAUAGCGGCCAUGUACGGACUGGUAUUGAGGGCGCUCCAGACAUGAGUUAGAUCAACAUGUCAAUGAUGCAUGAAUAGAAGAGACUUGAAUGCACACCGUC